Molecule: messenger RNA, 1104 nt
Organism: Fonsecaea erecta
Lineage: Eukaryota; Fungi; Ascomycota; Eurotiomycetes; Chaetothyriales; Herpotrichiellaceae
Product: arginase
Exons: 1
Coding region: 1-1104 (367 amino acids)
Cellular component (GO): cytosol; cytoplasm; nucleus
Molecular function (GO): manganese ion binding; arginase activity
Source: RefSeq, a predicted model, not a curated record
AUGCACCCCAAAGCCCCCGAGAAGUCUUCCCCUUCGACCACCACCACUGCUACCAACGGUCACACGAACGGCCACACGAACGGCACUUCAUCCUCCCGCGAGUCCUCAGACAGCAAGUACGAUAUGAAUUCGCCCUCGACCAUCCGUCAAAAGUUCCUCCCUGACCCUUCCGACUUGGGCGUCGUCCUCGUUGGCUUUUCUGGCGGCCAAUGCAAGGAAGGUGUGGACGCUGCUCCAACGGCAUUGGUCAACGCGGGAUUGCUCAGCCAAAUUCGGGAUGAGUUGGGAUACAAGCUCCAUGGGGAUAGUGAGGUGCGCAACUUCAACGAGAUCCGCCCUGCGUCCGAUGAACCAUACAGAGGAAUGAAGAACCCCCGCUCCGUCAGCGCCGUCACGGAGCAACUUGCUGGUCAGGUCUACGAACAAGCUCGCCAUGGAAGAAUGGUCUUGACUCUGGGAGGCGACCACUCCAUAGCGAUCGGCACCAUCGCGGGCACGGCCAAGGCCAUCCGUGAACGGUACAACGGACGUAAAGAGAUCGCGGUCAUCUGGGUCGACGCUCACGCCGACAUCAACACACCCGAGACGUCCGACUCAGGAAAUAUCCACGGCAUGCCGGUCGCGUUCGUCACGGGCCUUGCGCAUUCCGAGGACAAGAAUAUCUUUGGCUGGUUGCAAGAAGAUCAAAUGCUCUCGACCACCAAGCUUGUCUACAUCGGACUGCGGGAUGUGGACAGAGGCGAAAAGAAAAUCCUGCGAGACCACAGAAUCAAGGCCUUCUCCAUGCACGACAUCGAUCGCCAUGGAAUUGGAAGAGUAGUAGAAAUGGCCCUCGCCCAUAUUGGGACUGACACUCCUAUUCAUCUGUCUUUCGAUGUGGAUGCCUUGGACCCCAUGUGGGCACCCAGCACAGGAACGCCGGUUAGAGGAGGCUUGACGCUGAGGGAAGGAGAUUACAUUGCCGAAUGUGUCCAUGAAACCGGGCAAUUGGUGGCCAUGGAUCUGGUCGAGGUCAACCCUGCUUUGGACGUGGCCGGGGCGACUGAGACGGUGAGGGCCGGUGUGAGUCUAGUGAGAUGUGCACUGGGCGAUACGCUGCUAUGA